Pelobates cultripes (western spadefoot toad) is the source of this 180-nucleotide messenger RNA. The record is from the annotation of a GenBank genome assembly. NCBI's taxonomy places the organism in Eukaryota, Metazoa, Chordata, Amphibia, Anura, Pelobatidae.
GCACGUCCAGUUACACCCCCUCAAACUGGCAAAGGUGAUCCCAGUCCACCCUUCGGAGGCUUCCCCAAUGCUGGAACAGGGGAUGAAAUUAACAGGACAGAGGAAGCAAGCGGUUUCUCACCCAAGAUGGCGGAAACAGCAUGUAUCGAUGCUCCCACCAAUGCUACACUUAACAUCCUG